CUAUCUCCCUCCCUAUAGCCUCUUCUCUUCUUUUCUCUCCCUCUCUCUCUCCCUCUCUCCCUCUCUCCCUCCUGUUCUUGCGCUCUGGUGUUCCCUCGUUCGUCUCCCGUGUUCCUCCGCCUCUGUCCGUUCCCUCGUUCGGGGGUUCCCCUCCGGGGUUUGGAGUGGUUCUGCGUGGGGCGCGGGAGGGGAGUGCGUGGGUAGAACCGAGAUGUUCUCCGGUUCUAAGGGCAGCGUCUCAGCCCGUGACUCCUUUGUGUUCCUUUCAGAGGCUGCGCUCUCAAACCAUGGUGCUGCUCCCAGGACCACAAGCCCAGAGAAUAUGCAAUGCUUAACGGUGACCAUCCUUCGAGGAAAAGACGGCUACGGCUUUACCAUCUGCUCCGACUCCCCAGUGAGGGUCCAGGCUGUCGACCCAGGUGGCCCUGCUGAUCUGGCCGGUCUACAGCAGUUGGACACACUGCUGCAGCUAAAUGGGCAGCCAGUGGAGCAGUGGAAGUGUGUGGACCUCGCCCAUGCUAUACGUAACAGUCAUAAUGAGAUAACGGUGGUGGUGUGGCGGACGGGUCCGUCGGUGAAGUCCAGCUACGAGGGCCUGAUCCACCGGCCGUCCUACAAGCCCUCUCCGUCCGCCUACGAGCCUCCGUCCCCCCCCAGCAAGAAGCGAGACAAGACCCCCCCGGCCGUGCCCCCCCUCCCGGCCCACCACCGCACUCGCCGCCUGCUCAUCAACGGCUCUGAGGGCGUCGGAGGAGGAGGAGGAGGAGGAGGAGGAGGAGUGGGGGGAGUGGCCAGCGGACUGGGCUGGGGGGCCGGCGAGAGACCCGGUGAUGAGCCGGACGCCAAGGGCCGGUCGUCGGGGGCGACGGCGCAAGGCCAGCACACACACACGCUGCGGGGGACCCGCGUCAAAGCGUCCAACGGGGACAACUACAUCAUCCUGUCGCCCAUCAGCCCUGGAGGCCAGGUACUGGCUGAGCCCCCCCCCCAGUGGUGCCGUGCACCCCGGCCCCCUCAGUGCCUCACUCCCACCGGGGUGCCCCCCCCAACUUAAGCCUCAUUCACAUUUACAACUAGGG
Messenger RNA from Sardina pilchardus (European sardine), 1079 nucleotides. RefSeq names its product regulator of G-protein signaling 3-like. Gene Ontology annotation, molecular function: protein binding. The transcript is spliced from 4 exons. Bases 212 to 1054 code for a protein of 280 amino acids. The record is from RefSeq and is a predicted model, not a curated record. Gene Ontology annotation, cellular component: nucleus; plasma membrane. Lineage: Eukaryota; Metazoa; Chordata; Actinopteri; Clupeiformes; Clupeidae.